Messenger RNA from Cylindrotheca closterium, 681 nucleotides. The record is from the annotation of a GenBank genome assembly. Lineage: Eukaryota; Bacillariophyta; Bacillariophyceae; Bacillariales; Bacillariaceae.
AUGAACGAACAUCAAAUACAAGGUAGCGCCAUGGUUUCCAUGCCAGUCUCCACUCAGAACGCCAACGUUCUUGGCAACAAGACACGUUCUGCAACUUCUGACCUCAGCAAUCCAGCCAAGCGGAGGGCGAUUGCGAAAAACAUUGUCAUCAAACCUGCCGACUACGUGAAGAGCGCCUUCAAAGCCAAUGGCUUCGAUCUCGACGCGGUCAAGGCUUCCGCUGAGAAAAACUUCUCAGAGCCGACAGAAGCCAUGCUUUCCUCGUAUACGUCAGAGCUUUUGGCGAAUGUCCGGAAAAACAACAUGGAAAAGUUGAGGCAACUGCAUGCAGAAAAGAAACUGGUCAACUCGAGUAACAAAUUUGGGGAAUCAUUGUUGCAUCUGAGCUGCCGGCGGUCGUUUACAGAAAUGACAAAGUUUCUGAUUUUCGAUGUGAAGGUGGAUCUGAACAUUCGGGAUGAUUACUUCCGCACUCCACUCCAUGAUGCUUGUUGGACUCCGGAACCUAAUUUUGAACUUGUCGAGUUGCUCAUAAAAGAAGCACCCGAACAUUUGCUGCUGGAAGAUGUCAGAGGAUUCACACCCUUUGACUAUGUACGAACUGAUCACUGGAAACUAUGGUUAAGAUUUCUAUGGGAAAGGAGACAGCAACUGAGACCAAAAGAUCCAAAAAUAAUCUAA